Messenger RNA from Protopterus annectens (West African lungfish), 4833 nucleotides. It is a transcript of the gene METTL2A, whose product is annotated as methyltransferase 2A, methylcytidine. The coding region runs from base 32 to 1294 and encodes 420 amino acids. NCBI's taxonomy places the organism in Eukaryota, Metazoa, Chordata, Ceratodontiformes, Protopteridae. Gene Ontology annotation, molecular function: tRNA (cytidine-N3)-methyltransferase activity. The record is from RefSeq and is a predicted model, not a curated record. The transcript is spliced from 9 exons.
CUGAACCCAGCUGCUCCGCCUUGGCUUCAACAUGGCAGCGCCCUGUGAAUCAGAUUUGGAAUCUGGUAUUGGGUUGCCUUUUGCCUGCUGUGAGGGUCCUGCGGCAGUGAAGAGGCCACAGUUUGGUACCCGGUUCUUAACAGAUCCAAGUUGUGUAUUCCAGCACAACGCCUGGGAUAAUGUAGAAUGGUCUGAAGAACAGGAAGCAGCUGCCAGAAAAAAAGUCCAUGAAGGCUGUGCUCAGUUGGUGUCUGAAGAACAUCGAGAGGAAUAUGAAAGCAAAGCAAGUAAGUACUGGAAUGACUUUUACCAGAUUCACGAGAAUCGCUUUUUUAAGGACAGACACUGGCUUUUCACAGAAUUUCCUGAAUUAGCAUCUAAUUGCACCCAAAAUUCAGUCAUGGAAACAAAAUCUGAAUCUGGUUUCUUUGGCCUUGGAAGCCACAACUCCUUAGAUGCUUGUGCUUCACCCCAGUUAGAAAUCUCCCAAGAAGUUGGAAAUGGAAAACAAGAAGCAACUGCAAACAGAAAUCUGGAUGAGACCUAUAUAGCUGAACAAGAAACACAGCCUGUUAAAGACUUGGAAAUUGACCAGAACAGUGAUGAAAACAGGGACCUUUUGGAGCACAUAAAUACCAAGUUAGAAGCUGUAAAACUUUGCAAUGGCGAUUUCCCAGGAUCUUCUGCCAUGUAUCGUAUACUAGAGGUGGGGUGUGGAGUUGGAAAUACCGUCUUCCCAAUUUUGAAAACAAACAUCGAUCAAGGACUUUUUGUGUACUGCUGUGACUUCUCCAGUACAGCCGUGGAGCUAGUUAAGAGCCAUGAAGAUUAUGACCCAUCACGCUGUUUUGCCUUUGUACAUGACUUGUGUGAUGAGGGAUUUGCCUACCCUAUACCAGAGGGGACCCUUGAUAUUGUCAUCAUGAUUUUUGUCCUGUCUGCAAUUCAUCCCGACAAGAUGCAGGGUGUUAUAAAUAGGCUUAGCAAGCUUCUUAAACCUGGUGGAAUGAUCCUGCUACGAGAUUAUGGACGUUAUGAUAUGGCCCAGCUUCGAUUUAAGAAAGGUCGGUGUUUAUCUGAGAAUUUUUAUGUCAGAGGAGAUGGGACCAGAGUUUACUUUUUCACUCAAGAUGAACUGGAAACCAUUUUUACAACAGCAGGUCUGGAACAGGUUCAGAACUUGGUAGAUCGACGGUUACAGGUCAAUCGGGGGAAACAGCUGAUGAUGUAUCGAGUCUGGAUCCAAUGCAAGUACAGAAAGCCCUUCCUACAAGUGGAAAAUAACCAUACAUAAACAUUUAUACAUAGGUUUUAAUGUCUAAGCAUAAUUCAAAAGUUCAUCUCAAGUUCAGCAGAACUAUUGGAUCCAUAAAUCUGCAUGAUUUACCGAAGUCUGUGACAUGUAGGCAGUGGACCGAAGUAGACCUGCAAGUGAUACCAGAAAACUUACAGAAAAACUAGUUGUAGAAAUAAGCUACACAGGCUCUCUCUCCAAAGUGUGAUGUGCAACAUUUGAUAUCUGCUUUCUCUGGACUUUGGAUUGUGAACUAUUCCUUUAACAGUUUACCAUUUAGGAAUCUACUUCUCACAAGAAUCCCUGGAGACUCUGGCAGACCAGCUAGGUGUAGGGUAAUAAGGGAAUUGUUUCCACUGAUACCAGUGAAUGCUUCAGUUUUGUUACUUUACUCUUGUUUCACUGUACCUACGUUACCCACCUGUAGUUGUUUCUUGCAGUAUUCACAAAUAGUGACUUGCAAAAUAUCAAUUUAAUAUCCUUAUUUUAUAAUUGAUGUCUAAAUAUGUUUUCAUGUAUUCCAUUGUGGAUUUUGAAAUGUAGAAUUCUUCCCAAAGCAUCAACCAUAUGAUCUGCUUGGACACGCAGGUUAUUGCAUUUCUUGUGUGUUGUCUUUCAGAAAGGUUGUGUGUAUUCCCGAAACACUGUAGUUUACCUUCAUGUACUUCAGUUUGUUAGGCUGUUAAAGAUAUACAUUAUUUCAGUGCCUUUUCCGUGCAUAGUAACACCCCACUACCACCACAACUUCUUGAAAUGUGUCCCCUUUGGGGUGCUGUUUAAAUAUGGAGAAUCACUGUUUUCUUUGUUCUGUACAGGCCUUUUUCAGCGUGUUUUCCUUGACUGUAGCAUCUUGAUUUUUAUAUUGGUUUCAUUGUUAGCAUCUUGCUAGUAUUUCAAGGUCUUUGUUCUGGGGGUCUUGGGUGUUCAUAUUAGAAAGUAUUAAAAUAUAUUUUGUAGAAACAGAGCAUUAAAACCAAAAAUUCUGAAAUGCACACUUUCACAGAUCCCAGUGAUAAUGAAGACAGGGAUUCCCAAUGCUUCAGCUGGAUGUGCAAGUACCACUUAUUACAAGGGAUUGCAAUCUGUUAUGUGUAUGCCUAGUGCCACACCACCAUAUUAUAUUACUAUAUUACUGCACAGUGCAAUUCUUAAGUGAUUGUUACAAGUAAGUAUUGCUGUUUCUUUCAACAUUUCAAACAUUGUAUUGAGUAUAAAAAGGUACCUCAAUUUGUAUUUCAGAAGAGUAGCUUCACAAGAUCUUUUAUUAAUUCUCCAUUCAACAGCUUCACAAAAUUAGCUUUCUUUUAUUAAUUCUCCAUUCAAAAGUGCAGCUUGGUAGGUACAGUUUGAAAUACCUUUCUGCUUACCUACCUUACUAAUGUACGCUGCACUUAUUCAUGCAGUACCAUAUUAUCACACAAGACACAGGAACAGUUUGAAAUACCAUAAGAUAUGUUUAGGCACUUCUCUACCUUACUUCUUCUAAAUGCAGUAAAACAGUCAAAUACUGAAAAUGUAUUCUAAAACAUAGCAAUAUGUAUUAAAGUAAAAUUCAGUUAAAAAGGCUAGUAUUAAUUAGCUAAAACAUUCUCUUUAUUUCUCUAACUUGACUAUGCAACAACUGUAAAUUUAAAGGGCAGCAUAACAGAAAACAGUAAUUAAAAGCAAGCACAUUUGUUAGUGUAAGUUAGUCUAAGUAGUUAGGGGAUCAGUGUUUUCCAUAUUGUCCUGCUGCUCACAGAGAUACAUAGUAUAAUAGUUGUAAGUGCAGCGAAUACAUCUUUGGCACAGCAUCCUCUCCGUGUGAACUCAUCCAAAUACAACGGCACCAUGUUCAGUCAGUACCGUUCAUGUCCUUGAAACACUUCUUGGCUCAUCACCAUUAUCCUUCCAUAGCGUUGGUAUGUGCACCUGUCACUGGGUUGACAGUUUUUUAAAUGGUUCACUGUGUGGUGCACAUAAUUCAUCCCAAUGUCUGAAAUGGCCAAGGAGGCUGCCACUCAUCAGUAAUGAUGGAACCACAUGUUCCUUGAUUGUUAGUUUCAUCAUGCUGGGAAACCAAAUUAAUGUGGCCCUGCUUGCUGGUACAGUUGUGUAUUCCAUGCACCCACCUGUCAAACAGGCCUGUGUUUCAACCUCUGUUGCAUUUAACACAGACCAUGACAGAUUCAUCCACAUAUACAUUUUACCUGGACCACCUAAAUGAACAGCCGCUAUGCAUUUGUUCUGGGAUCUUGCACUUCUGAAAGCAGAUCCCUUGCCAUUGUGAGUUUGGCACCCUCUUUUGCAGCACUGCUAUGCGACAGAAGAAUGCUUUGGUCUUGGCUUCAUUUCACUUGGAAGGAUGUCAUGGCUUUGCAGGAAUGCUACUUCAGCCAUACGCUUUUGUGACUGUCUUCAGUGAUCUGUCCAUACAUUGCCAUGAUUGUCACUUGAAGGCAGUGUUAUCCCAAACUUCAGUAGCGUAAUGCUUGUCACAUGCUACUUUCUUGCUUUGAAUCUGCGAAUUGUUAAUUUCCUCAGCAUACACAUUACUUUGCACUUUUCCUAUAAAUAGCACGUUUUGCAGUUCUUUUAGACCGUUUGCAAAGGAACCAGCUCAUAUUGAUGGUAUUUUUAUUUUGCACUACAUCAUGUUAGUUCUUAUGUGGCUUAUUUGAUAGCUGUGCAAAAGGUUAAGGGGCUGCAUGUUUUUCUUUUGACAGCUAUGCUCCUGUCCCUCUUGAAAGCUCAGCCCACUACCUGCACGUCACAAAAAUAGUAGAGUUUUUCUUUAUAAUUGCCAUCGCAGUUUUCGAUAUUUACAGUGCAGCAUAAUUAAAACCAUUGCUUUGUGGGUGGAAAAAAAAAACUCGCACUCACCAAGAUUGUGGUCUAGCCCUUCUUUACACCCCCUUAGAUUUAUACAACAGGCCUAGAGUUGUAGCAUUUUGGGAAAUGGAGUAGUUGGGACAAGAUGACAUCUUGGCACACUACAACAAAUGUUUUAAUGUAAUACUGGAAGUCUGGAUUUUACAAAUAGGCACUGAACCCAGAAUUUUCCUGAUGAACUAUGUUGAAACAGUUUGUUUUUGCUGGAACUCUGCAGUGUUUCACUAUCAAGAUUAGGUUCCUUGUAGACGUAUGUUAAGUUGGAAAUGUUUAAUUUCAGGGUGCUGUCUCAUUCUGUCUGUUUUGGUACGAGAGCAUUUUAUGCCUUUUAAAAUGCAUAUUUUCAUAUGACCCCCCCCCCCCCCCCCCUGCAAAAAAAGAAAAAAGCUAUCCUGGUUGUUUCUUGCAUUGCUUUCACAUAAGGAAGGACCGGAGAAACAGUUGCUUUAUAGACAAGCUUUUGUGUAGAGUCAGACAUGAUGCUGUUACCAGCAUUGGCAGAGCUGGUAGCACUUUCAGUCCACAAAUGUGCUGGAUAUUAAAAAUGUCACCAGGAGCUGCUUGUGGAAAAAGUACAGUAAUUUAAUUCAAGUUUCAGGAUGCAUCCUGUUAAGUCAUUUGUAUUUUAAGUACUCUGUUCUUUGAUUAAAAAAAAUGUAGCUUUUUGA